CGAAAUGCCCACGCCAAUGGAUUAAGGCCUUUCACGCCCCUCAGCCGUCUAUAACCUCCGUGCUGCCACCCAGCCUGUCAUUGGAGGAACUGCUCUACUAUUCGACUGAAAGACCGGCCCAGGUCCAGAGCACACACAGCAUGGGCUGCCGAUCACCAGAAACAACCUCCGGCUGGAGUAAAUAA
This is a messenger RNA of Pelobates cultripes (western spadefoot toad), 185 nucleotides long. NCBI's taxonomy places the organism in Eukaryota, Metazoa, Chordata, Amphibia, Anura, Pelobatidae. The record is from the annotation of a GenBank genome assembly.